GCAGGAGGGCUACAUUGAGAUCAGUCCCACUUUCAGCUGUUUACAUUUAUUUACAUCCAUGCACAUUGUUGUAACGGAAUGUAAAGUGCGGCACCUGACAGACAGGUGAAAUGCGCACCAGAAACGAUAGGUAAAAACUCAUUUUAUACACGUGGAUAGGACAAGGUUACCUAAACUACGCUCCUUUGGAAACCAUAUAUAAAUUAUCUCCAUGGUAUAUAUAUGGGAAUGAUCUCAGUGUAGGAGACCCUCUUACGUGGUGAAAAUCGGUUUAGUCCAGAUUCGGGGCCUUUCUUCAGGAAGACAAGAUAUGAACCUAGUUCAUUAAGCCCGAAUGUUGCAGCAGCAAACUUAACGGCUUAGACAUUACUUAUACAGUACGAUAUGCUUGUUAGCUAGCUGGCUAGAUAUUUGCCACACGUGAACAAUGUCCGCCCCAAUUCGGGAUUUCAAAAACGAAAAGGGAAUAAAGAGAAGGAAGAAGGGCGGAAGUAAAUAAAGCGGUUGUUGGCCGUUUACUUAAAAUUCUUGAAGCAAAGGUUCAGAAGAUCAAAAUGUCUAACUAUUUAAUGUGGUAUAUUUUAGUAGCCUAUUAGUUGUAUAAACAUUGCAUGUAACCGAUAUCUGACUUUUUCAGGUAUCUAAUCGUGUAAUUACAUUUUUGACGUAUAACAUUUUUGGUUUAUAAUGAAAUAAUAUAGAUUUGCGGUAAGAUUUCCUGCGUGAGUCUGAAAGCGUGAGUCUCACGCCAGAUACACGAGGUUCGGCGACCCUGGAAACGUACAUUUGUUUCACCUGAGUUGAUUUAUAUAAUAAAUAACAUUACUUUAUACAGUUGUUAAAAAGCGGAAACUUCGACGAGCAUGAAAUCACCAAUAAACAACAUGUUAUAUAAUACAUGCUGUGUUUGAAAGCUUUACGAUUUCAGGACAGAAAAGCCACUCUGUUAGGAACAAGGAACAUCAGUAGCUUCGCUGGUGCUAUUAACACUAAUGGCACAUUAGCGCAAAGACAGGGCUGCAUACGGCGAGUUGCGUCUUGCUUGGCAGUUAACGUUCGUUGGCGUGGGAAACGGCGGUUCUAGUGCUAAACCGCUACCGAAAAGACUAUAAAAGCUGCGCCGACAAAAUAAAAGCGCCCAGUCAGGUUCUAAAUCAUAACCUUUUGUUUUGACUAUCGGUCCAGCUCCGUAUGGGACAGCUUCUGGGUACGGACCCGGACCGCGGUCCGCCUGGCCUCUGCUCUAAGGCUUUACUCCCGAGCAUGUGUUACUGCAUUACCGAAACUGAAUGUUUGGUGUACACAUUUUUUUUCUUCAAUAAAGUUGAUUGUAAUAAAAGUUUUUAUCCGUGUUUAGUUGCAUUGUCUUAGCAAGUUCACUUCUUUUUCCGUCCAUGUAAUUUUCAAUGUGGUGACGUAAUCCAUCUAACAAGUUCGAAUCGCGUGGCUGCCUUGGCCGCGUUCUAAGACUGAUGACGCAGUGUACACGUAAUUUAGAACGCGAGCGCUCACUACCCAUUUCGAGUAUUCCACGGGUUAGUUACGGAUCGCGCUUCUCUUCUGGUGAAAUCAUGUCUGUCAGUGAACCUUCCCGCGCUCAGAUGGCAUCGGAAGUGCCUGAGAUUCUGGUAGAUCCCAAGACAUUAAGGUCCUACGGCAGGGAUGAGCUUUUGGGACAGGGCGCUUGUGGCAAAUGCUAUAAGAUGACCGAUCUUGAAACUGGCGACACCUAUGCUGUUAAGGUCAUCCGGCUAUAUUCCUGGGGAGUGGAGGAGGUCUGUGAAGAAGUACAGAUUUUAAAAACACUGCGGCACAAGAAUGUGGUGGGGUUCUCCCACUCUUUCGAAGAUGACAAAUUCAUGUAUAUUUUCAUGGAGUUGUGCAGUGGGCAGACACUCGGUGACAUUUUAAAAGCUCGGGGGACUUUGACUGAGCCCGAAGUGCGAUACUACAUUAACCAGCUGAUUUCAGGGUUAACAUACAUCCACCGGCAAGGUUACGUCCACAGGGACAUCAAGUUGGAAAAUUUAUUUAUCAAUGACCAAAUGGAACUGAAAAUUGGGGAUUUCGGACUGGCGGUCAAGCUGAAGCCGAGGGAGAAAGAAGUGUGUGGUACUCCCGUCUACAUGGCUCCAGAAGUGUGGAAACGAGAGGGCCAUGGAAGGGAAGCGGACGUCUGGGCACUGGGCUGUGUCAUGUACCAGCUUCUGGUUGGGGAAAUCGCAUUCUACGAUGACAAUUACUGGGAGAUGCUCAAGAAUAUAAAGGAAGCCAAAUUUAUUCUACCGCAGAAUCUCUCUAUUGAAGCUGGGAAACUGAUGGGCAAGAUAUUUAGAAUCGACCCACGGGAUCGCCCGUCACUAUCGAAUGUCCGUCGCCACAAGUUCUUCACAAAGGGCUUCACUCCAAAGACACUGCCAGCUAGUAGCUGCAAUACACCACCAAAGCAUAAAUCAGUCAACCCAUUCAAAAAGAUUUUCAACCGUUUCAUGCGCCUGAUACGAAAAAAGCGAUCCAGAGUUGAGCCUUUACGGGAGGAUGCCGAGCAGAGUGGACUUGAGAUCCCCCAGCCUGUGGAGUCACUCCGUGUUCUAGAGGAUGUCAACAGACCAAUGAACAAAUUGACCUGGUCCAGUUGGUCAAAGUGGUUGAGGGACCUGUAGGCAGGCUGUACUCAGCAAGUGCAGUGACGCCCCACACCUGAGUGCCUCCCCCAGCUCCCUGUCCACUCCUGUUUCAAUAAAGUUCUUUUGUGUUUCAAGCA
Molecule: messenger RNA, 2764 nt
Organism: Brienomyrus brachyistius
Lineage: Eukaryota; Metazoa; Chordata; Actinopteri; Osteoglossiformes; Mormyridae
Product: serine/threonine-protein kinase PLK3-like
Exons: 10
Coding region: 1473-2663 (396 amino acids)
Biological process (GO): mitotic cell cycle; protein phosphorylation; regulation of cytokinesis
Cellular component (GO): spindle pole; nucleus; centrosome
Molecular function (GO): ATP binding; protein serine/threonine kinase activity
Source: RefSeq, a predicted model, not a curated record